UGUAUCUGCAACCGCGACACCCUUUCCAUCCCUAGUUAACUUGAGCAAUCUCCUGAAGACUCUGGGCAGGGGUGAGGAGUGGCGGACCAGUUUUCUGGGGAACGUCUCCACCACCGAGUUGAGGCUUUUCCUAGAAAGUCACCGGAAAUGGUUAUUAGCGGACUAGGAAGUGGAGCUAGUCUAGAUUUCUCUGUUUUCUCGUUUCUUGGAGAGCGUAUCGGCAGGAAGGUCGGUGUCUCCGGCCUGCGUGGGGCGGGCUCUGCAGUGGGGACGCUUCUGGGCUGCCUGCGGAGUCCCGGAGCCGGCAGAGGGGCGGGUGGGGAGGAACCCGACGCCGCCACGGGCGGUGUUUAAUACACUCGCGGCCAGGAACACCCGGAUUGCUGGCCGGAAGGGGGCUGGGUGUUGUGGCUGGAUUUGAGAGGGUGGUCAGUUUACGGCCACCUCCAGACAGGUCUUUCCCCUCCCUUUUUGCCUACCCGCCUCCAUCCCUUCUUCAUCGCAUCGAUUCCUUACCCAUUCUUUUCCUUUUUAUUCUUCUCUCCAGCAUCCAUUCAUUUAUUCAUUCAUUCAGCCGAUUUUUAAUCGAGCGCCUACUAGUGUAGGCGCUGUUCUAAGCAUUGGCAAUACCGCAGUGAACAAAACUGACAUAAAUUCCUGCCUUCACGGAGCCUAGAAGCCCACAUUUUAGCGAGAGGAGACCGACAAUAAGUAGUCAUAGUACACAAGUAACUUGUGCACCAUGUUGGAAAGUGAUAAAGUGCCAUAGGGGGAAAAAAAUGUAAAGCAAGGCAAGGUAUAUCAGGAUUGGAACCUUGCGUUUUAAGUAGGCUACUUAGAGUAGGCCUCCUUGGGAAGAUGACAUAAAAAAACGCUUGAAAGAGGCAAGCCGUGGAGAUAGCUUGAGGUGGAGGGAACAGCCAGUGCAAAGGCCCUGAGAUGAAACCGUGCCUAAGAUGGAAGGGAAAGAAGCUCAGUGUGGCUGAGGAGGAUCAAGUGAAGGGAAGAAUAGUAGGGGGAGGUCAGAGACAAUGGGCCCAUCUGGUAGAUUUGUAUGCCAUUGCAAGGACCUCAGCUUUUAUUUUAAGAAAGCCAUUGGAGGAUUUUGAGCAAAGAUGAAAGGAUCCAACUUAAGUUUUAAAAGGACCACUCUAAUUGCUUUACUGUGAAGAGACAGGAAGAAAGCAAGGAGACCAGUUUGAAAGCUACUGCAUAAAUGGGAGGUGCAGGAUGGUGAUGGUUACUUGGAUCAUGGUGGUCGCAGUGCAAGUAGUGAGAAGAGGUUUUAUUCUGGAUAUAUUAACAUUUUCAAUUUGUCUUCCGGUGCUCCUCAUCACCUACAGAUGCCUCAGUUUCUCAGUGAUUUCAUCUUGUUGCUGUAAUUACAUUCCUCUCUUUUCCCUUCACCAAAUAUGCUCACAAACCCCAAAUCCAGGGCAGUCUUUGACACAUCAAACCGAAUAGAGGGUCCUUUGGCUGACAUCACCAAGACUCGUGUUCCCAAAAGAGGCUGGGAUCUGUGGAAACCACUUCAAAACAUCUUGUCUGGACAAAGCCAAAACUGGCUUCAGGAGCUGGAUCCAAUCAGCAGAGUGGUGGAAGAUUGUAAAAGAAAACUGGGUAAAAAGAUGCAACAGAUUGUGCUAUCAGGUGAAAAUCCAGGACCACCAAGCAAACUUCUUUGGACCCCUGAUGCAUGGCACCCACAGGAGAGAGCUCUCCCAGCUUCUCAGCAUCCUGCCUUUGCCAAAGAUAGAAGCCAAGGAAACCUGCCAGAAGCAGAUAUCACACUGAUGACCCAGGCCCAAGACCACAGGAGCAUAUUGAUUCAGGAGUCUGUGACAUUUGAGGAUGUAGCCGUGAACUUCACUGACAGGGAGUGGCAGUGUCUGACCCAUGCUCAAAGACAUCUCUAUAAAGAUGUGAUGUUGGAAAAUUAUGGGAAUAUGGUAUCACUUGGAUUUCCCUUUCCUAAACCUCCUUUGAUCUCCCAUCUGGAGCGAGGGACAGAGCCCUGGGUUCAGGAUCUACAGGACAAGGAGUCCCUGAGCUGCUCCCACCCAGUGUCAACUGACAAGACAUGGCCUGAGAAUGAGAAAGCGUGUUCAAAACAAGAGGUUUUUGAAAAUGGAGAUGUUUGGUGGAUGAAAUUAAGAAGCCACCUGGAAGUUGCUUCUCAGGGUCUUGAGGUUGGAGAGGUUGGUGUACAGGAUGUCAAAUUAGAGAAUCAAUGGGAAACGCCCAUGAGGGAGAAACUGAGAGAAGAGAAACAAGUCUCUGAGGAAGUGACUGUCAAGAAAGGAAAGAACCAGAAGGUACUUAGAAAAAACGUCAAUCCAAACUCAAAACAUACCCUAUAUAAUAGAGUUCCUACAGAACAGAAACUCCAUCGCUGUGCCAAAUGUGGCAGAAACUUCAGUUGGCAUUCAGACCUCAUUAUCCACGAGCGAAUUCAUUCUGGUGAAAAAUCCUAUGCAUGUAAUGAGUGUGGGAAAGCAUUCAAGACCAGAAAUCAGCUUUCUAUGCAUCAGAUAAUCCAUACAGGGGAGAAACCCUUUAACUGUACCCAGUGUGGAAAGGCCUUCAAUAGUAGGUCUGCUCUUUGCCGACAUAAAAAAAUUCACAGCGGAGAGAGGCCUCAUGAGUGCAGUGACUGUGGGAAGGCCUUCAAGACCAAGAGCCGUCUCAGUAUGCAUCAGAUCAUCCAUACUGGGGAGAAGCCUUAUGAAUGUAACAGCUGCGGUAAAGCCUUCCAGUUUAGGCAUUCCCUUACCAUACAUGACAGGAUCCACACUGGGGAGAAACCAUAUGAAUGUGAGGAGUGUGGGAAGGCCUUCAGCGGGAGCUCAGACCUCACCAAACACACAAGAAUCCAUACUGGUGAGCGACCUUAUGAAUGCGAUGAGUGUGGGAGGGCCUUCAUUCGGAGCUCAGACCUAAGCAAACACAAAAGAAUCCAUACUCGGGAGAAAAACUAUGGAUGCCCUCAGUGUGAGAAAGCCUUCAAUAUCAAGGCAGAGCUCACCAAACAUAGAAGAAUCCACACUGAAGAAAAACCUUACAAGUGUAAGGAGUGUGGGAAGGCCUUUCGUCAUAACUGUAAACGCAGGGCUCAUGAACGAGAACACACUGGGGAGAAGCCCUAUCAAUGUGGGGAGUGUGGGAAAACAUUCCAGGAUCGCCACUGCCUUACCAUCCAUCAAAGAAUCCACACUGGAGAGAAACCUUAUAAAUGUUCGAAGUGUGGUAAGGCUUUCAAUGGGAAGUCAAAUUUGAACAGUCAUCAAAGAAUUCACACUGGAGAAAAACCUUACAAAUGUGAAGAAUGUGGAAAGGCCUUUCAUCAUAGUUCAGUCUUGAGGCAGCACAAAAGAAUCCACACUGGUGAGAAGCCAUAUACCUGCAAUGAGUGUGGCACAUCUUUCCGUCAGUGCUCAGCUCUAAUUGGACAUAAGAGAAUUCAUACUGGGGAGAAACCUUAUGAAUGUGAGCAGUGUGGAAAAGCUUUCAAAGUGAGUUCAAAUCUUACUGGACAUAAAAAAAGAAAACAUAGACUGUGGAGAACCCAUGAACUUGAGGAGAAUGGGAAAUCUGUUUCCCAGACUGUCUCAGUAGUCAAUAUUUUGGCCACCAACACCUGAGAGUAAUGAUUCUGGUGUUUACACUUCUUGUUUCUCCUCCUACCUCUUGGAGUGGUCCUUCUCAGUCCCAUGUAUUGGUUCUCCUUGAUUCCCUGACCCCUAAUUGUGAGAUCCCAGGGAUAUCCUUGACCUUCCUGUUUAGUAUUUAUUUCUUCAGUGAGCACAUUCACUCCCAAGGCUUUGUCUAUCACUUCAGAACAAUAUCAAAUAGUUACUAGUGCUUACUAUGUGCUAGGCACUGUUACAAGGGCUUUACACAUUUUAACUGGUUUUGUCCAUACAACAUCCCUGUAAGAUGAGGAAAUUGAGGCAUAGAAAGGUUAAGAAAUUUUCCCAGGCUCACGUGACUGGUUAAAUCCUGCGCAAAUGAUCCUUACAAUGUUCAGACUUAUCUCAGCAAUUUCCAUAUGCUUAAGAGACAUCUUGGUGGUGAAGGUAUACCUCAGUUCAGGAAAAAGAAAAAACACUUUUUUUUUAUUGGUAAGCUUUUUUUUUUUUUUUUUUAAAGCCUAACUGGUACUUCUCUAAAUGGGAUUAAUAUUGUUGAGAUUCAGGGACAAGAAGGAGUGGGAGAAGGGCAGAUUUAAAAAUUACAGUUAAGUAGAAGUCAACUGUGUACUGUUCAAAUAGCGGUUUACAUAUGGAAAGAACAUGAACCCUGUCCUACUUUGUUAUAAGUACACCAAAACUUUGUUUUUUUAUUUCUUAAAUAUUUGCUAUGUCUAUUUGCAUGACAUAUGAAAUGCUCUUUCAAGUUUAUUAGGUAAUUUAUCUCUUUCACAGUCUCUCUGUCUCUGACAUCUAUCCCUUUCUCUACCAAAUGCUAUGAAGUCGUUACUGCAGACAAAAUUAUCGUAAAAACCCACAUACAAUAAGGCUAUUAAAAUAGAAAUUGAAACUCCUAGAAGAGGAUUCAAAUGUGGAAGCUUAAUUAACAUAAUGACCAUAAUUGAGAAUUAAAUUUAGCUCUGAGUUUCCUGGAUGUAAAGAAAGAGGUAAACAAUGGAUUACUCAGCAUUUCUCAAAGGUGUUUUACAGUUGUUUGUUUAAAUAAUAAGUACGGGAAAUACCAGCCAGGUGGUGUUUUUAUUCACACCCUCAAAGACUUCUCAGGGCUUAUAGUGUGCUCAUGUCCUUCUGAGUCUUAAACAAGGGAGCUAGCUAUAAGUGUUGCUUUCCAAAAUUAUUUGACCACAGAAUUCAGUUUAGGGGAGAAUCCUUAUGAAUCUUGUUUCACAGAAAACAUUUUGAGAAAUGUUGAUUACACAUACCUAAUAAUGAAGGAGUAGGCGUCCAAGAAACUCAAUUUUCUAGUAAUAAAUCCCAAGGAAAUUACAUGAUUUAUUAUACAAAAGAGUAUGAUUAAAGGUUCAGUUUCUACAGAAAAUUAAGGCAUAUUCUUUAUAUGACCAUUUCUUAUGUAGUUUCUGAUGAAAGCCAAGAUGAAAACAUUUAGAACAUAACUCAGUGGAAUUGUUUCUGAGGAGGAUCAAAUUGGAUAUGUGGCUUUCAGAUGAAACAACAUAAGAACAGAGCUUAGACUGGAGAAUUAGCAGUGGUUUUCCAGUCUUCAGGAGUAUGAGGGUCCCAUAUUUGAUGAUCAACGAAUCUCACAGACCACCACCUCAUGCACCCAUGAGGGAAGUUGUCAUGCUCUUCUAGAAAAUGAGAGUUUUUUUGUUUUCUAUCACAACAGCAUGUAUAUUCUUUUGGAAAAUGCAAUACAUGUGCAGGACACUUAUUUCACUGACAGACUAUGGUGUGCGUAUGGAUUUUGGACUCCCAAGUCCUCAGCCCAACUUAAGAACCAUUGCCCUAAAGGGCAUCCCUUGAUAUCGCUUCUCCAGUUGGUCCUUUAACAGAAUCUGGCAAGCCAGCUUAAAUUCUGGACUUUGCUAGAGUGUUGAUAUUUUGUGUUGUUGGUUGGAGAGUGAUAUACAUGUAAAUUAUUUUUAUAUGCCAGGGAAUGAUAAACACAGAGUUCAGGUUAGUUUCCUCUGACGGGGAGUUAGAGUGGUGGGAUAGGAGAGCAGCAUGUAGGUUGAUGCAAAACUUAGUGAUGCUUUAGCCUAGAGCUGUCCAAUAGAAAUUUAAUGCCAACCACAUAUAUAAAUUUAAAUGUUCUCAUUAAAAAAGUAAAAGAGGUGAAAUUGAUUUUAAAAAUAUAUUUUAUAUAUGCUGAGGGUUUCCAAAAUAUUUUAACGUAAUCAGAACGUAUUAAUGAAAUAUUUUGCAUUUCUAUUUUUUGCUAAGUCUUUGAAGUCCUGUGUGUAAUUUAUACUUAACAACAUCUUAGUUUUGACAAGAAAUACUUGAUCUGUACAUAAAUUUCAUAAAAUUUAGAGUUGAAAAAGUAGGCUCACAUAUCCAAGUUGUCCCAAACAUACUUAAAAGCUUUCCAAUAAUUUAAUCGAGAAUACUUUUUUAAACUAAAAUAAAAUUUCAAAUUCAGUUCUUCAGGCACACUAGCCACAUUUCAAGUGCUGAAUAGCCACGUGUGACUAGCAGCCAGUGUAUUGGACAGUGUAAUUCUAGAUCCUGAGUGAUGGGUUCAAAAGUGUUCGUUGUAAUAUUGUUUCAAAAACUCAUAUACUUGCUGCGUAUGUUUUUAUAUGUAUUAAAUGUAAUAAAAGAAAAAAAAAACUAAGGAUUCAAUCCAGAGAUCCCAAUUAAUAGAAGCUCCAAAAUAGAACAUAAAAACAGAGGUGAAAAUUAUCAAAAUAAUUACAUAAGCACAUUUGCCAGGAAUUAAGAAAAUUUGUUCCUAGAAGGAAAGGCCUGCCAAACACCCAGUUCAAUGAAUGACAAAAGACCUACAAGAAAGCAUAUAGAUGAGCGAUUUCAAAACACUGAUCAAAAGAUUCCCCAAGUUUUCAGGCAGGAAAAACGAAUUCAAAUACAAAGGACAAGGAAACUAGUAUUAGAAGUAGCACUAUAGGCUA
Loxodonta africana (African savanna elephant) is the source of this 6583-nucleotide messenger RNA. RefSeq names its product zinc finger protein 311 (gene ZNF311). The record is from RefSeq and is a predicted model, not a curated record. Gene Ontology annotation, biological process: regulation of DNA-templated transcription. Bases 1413 to 3641 code for a protein of 742 amino acids. The transcript has 6 exons. Lineage: Eukaryota; Metazoa; Chordata; Mammalia; Proboscidea; Elephantidae.